Ricinus communis (castor bean) is the source of this 1878-nucleotide messenger RNA. RefSeq names its product berberine bridge enzyme-like 8. The record is from RefSeq and is a predicted model, not a curated record. Bases 168 to 1703 code for a protein of 511 amino acids. Lineage: Eukaryota; Viridiplantae; Streptophyta; Magnoliopsida; Malpighiales; Euphorbiaceae. Gene Ontology annotation, molecular function: FAD binding; oxidoreductase activity. The transcript is spliced from 2 exons.
UCACCAAGCAUUACUGUGCUUAUCACUGCCUCAUUUUUCUUGUUCAAACCAUUGUUCCAUCCAGGCAACUCUUCUAUAAGUUCCCAUCCAAAGAGGCUAGGACACUAAAAAACAGAGGCUGAGACACUAAAUUCUCUGUUAUUAGAUUUGGAAAUUUGAAGGGUAAUAUGGGUGAAGCACCGUAUUCCUCUCAAGAAACCUUUCAUCAAUCACUCCUGAAUUUUUCUCACCCUUCUCACCCAAUCUCGAAUGCAAUUUACACUCCUCAACAUCCUUCCUACCCUUCCAUUCUCCAAGCCUAUAUUCGAAAUCUCCGAUUCAACACAUCGAAAACUCCUAAACCACUUCUCAUUCUUACUGCAUUGCAUGAAUCCCAUGUCCAAGCUGCUGUUCUUGCUGCCAAAAAGCAUGGUCUGCAGAUGAAAAUCCGGAGCGGAGGCCAUGACUAUGAGGGCACUUCUUAUGUUUCAGAUGUUCCAUUCUUUAUUCUUGACAUGUAUAAUCUUCGGUCCAUUGAUAUCGAUCUCGAAAAUGAGACUGCUUGGGUUCAGGCAGGUGCCACGCUUGGUGAACUCUUUUACGGAAUUGCUGAGCGAAGCAAGACACGUGGCUUCCCUGCUGGUGUCUGUCCGACAGUCGGUGUUGGAGGCCAUUUGGUUGGUGCUGGGUAUGGCAAUCUGAUGAGAAAGUACGGCCUGUCGGUUGAUAAUGUCAUCGAUGCAAAACUUGUUGAUGCUGAAGGAAGAAUUCUCGACAGAAAAUCUAUGGGAGAAAACCUAUUCUGGGCAAUUAAAGGUGGAGGAGCUAGCUUUGGAGUUGUUCUUGCAUACAAAAUCAACCUUGUUCGGGUUCCAGAAGUAGUUACUGUUUUCAGAGUUGAAAGAACAUUGGAACAAAAUGCAACUGAUAUUGUCUAUCAGUGGCAACAUGCUGCACCAGAAAUUGAUGAAGAUCUUUUUAUCAGGCUUGUCUUAGACGUACUAAAAAAUGAUCAAACCGGCCAAAAGACGGUAAGAGGUUCAUUUAUUGCCUUAUUUCUUGGAGAUUCUGAGAGACUUCUUUCAAUCAUGAAAGAAAGCUUCCCCGAAUUGGGUCUGCUGAAAUCUGACUGUAUAGAAAUGAGUUGGCUUGAAUCGGUCCUGUUCUGGACAAACUAUCCUAUCGGAACACCGACUGAUGUUUGUCUUAGUAGAGAGCCUCAAACACUGGUCUACCUGAAAAGAAAAUCAGAUUAUGUACAAGAACCAAUUUCCAAGCAAGGAUUGGAAGGAAUUUGGAAGAAAAUGAUGGAGCUAGAGGUGCCAAUGAUGGGAUUCAAUCCUUACGGUGGGAAAAUGAAAGAAAUUGCAGAAACAGAAACUCCAUUUCCACAUCGAGCUGGGAACUUAUGGAAGAUUCAGUAUCAAAUAAACUGGACACAGGAAGGGGAAGAAGCAGCAAAUCAUCACUUGGAUUUGGCCAGACAACUUUAUGAUUACAUGACUCCUUUUGUUUCCAAGAACCCAAGGGCAGCAUUCCUGAACUACAAGGAUCUCGAUUUGGGCAUCAACAAUCAUGAUAAAGAAAGCUACAAGGUAGGAAGUGCUUAUGGGAUCAAGUACUUCAAGAAUAAUUUCAACAGGUUGGUGCAAAUCAAAACCAAGUUUGAUCCUGAUAAUUUUUUCAGACACGAACAAAGUGUUCCGACUUUUCCUAGUUACUAACGAAACUGUCAGUACAUGAUUGUCUGUGACAUGAAAUAGAAGCAACUUUUUCUCCUUUAAUGGACAACAAAAGACCACGGGCAAAAUAUAUGCUAUUGUCUUUAUUAUCAUCUACAAGGUUCUGUUGAAAAUUCAUUGCGAUUAUCAAUGCAAAUAUCAUAGUUUUUUUUUUUUA